AAUCAAAGUGAACAAUCCCUCUAAAACUUUCUUCCUCUCUUUUUAACCCUCUGUUGCUCCUCCUGCUUAGCUGUCACAUCUACUUUACAAUCUGCUAGCGAGCUAUGUAACUAUAUAUAUUAAUUUUAAGUAAUUCCUGUGUGUGUAGUAGCAGUUAGAGGAGGUUGCCAGCCGUGGUGUGAAUCACUUUCUCAUGCUGCUGUGAGGAGCUGCUGCUGCUGCUGCUGCGUCCUGCUAUGGCGUCCGUGUACAGCGGAUCCCACACCUUGAGCAAGGAUGAUGUGAAUUACAGGAUGCAUUUCCGAAUGAUAAACGAGCAGCAGGUUGAAGAUAUCACGAUCGACUUCUUCUACAGGCCACACACGAUAACACUGCUGACAUGCACCGUGCUCAGUUUGAUGUAUUUCGCGUUCACAAGAGAUGAUGGGAAUCCAGACAGUAAUCUCUGGGUGGGGCUCAUCCUGGUCAUCUCCUUCUUCCUUGUCAUCAGUGUUUUGGCAUUUCCUAAUGGUCCAUUCACCAGACCACAUCCAGCAAUAUGGCGAAUAGUGUUUGGUCUGAGUGUCCUCUACUUCCUGUUCCUGGUUUUAAUCAUCUUCCUCAACUGGCAGCAAGUGAAGCAGCUAAUGUAUUGGUUGGACCCAAACCUGCGUUAUGCCAAGAGAGAGGCAGACAUAAUGGAAUAUGCUGUGAACUGCCACGUCAUAACCUGGGACAGAAUCCUGAGCCAUUUUGACAUUUUUGCAUUCAGCCAUUUCUGGGGCUGGGGUAUGAAGGCCCUGCUCAUUCGAAGCUAUGGCCUCUGCUGGACCAUCAGUAUUACCUGGGAGCUUACUGAGCUGUUCUUCAUGCAUUUGCUGCCUAACUUUGCUGAGUGCUGGUGGGACCAGGUGAUUCUGGACAUUCUGCUGUGUAAUGGAGGAGGCAUCUGGCUUGGCAUGACUGUCUGCCGCUUUUUGGAGAUGAGGACCUACCACUGGGCCAGUAUUAAGGACAUCCACACCACCACAGGGAAGAUCAAACGAGCCGUGCUACAGUUCACCCCAGCAAGCUGGACCUACGUGCGCUGGCUUGACCCAAAGUCUUCCCUGCAGCGAGUGACGGGCGUCUAUCUGUUCAUGAUCAUCUGGCAGCUAACAGAGUUGAACACAUUCUUCCUCAAACAUAUCUUCAUCUUUCCUGCAAGCCAUGCUCUCAGCUGGUGUCGCAUCCUGUUCAUUGGUAUCAUCACAGCUCCAACAGUGAGGCAGUAUUAUGCGUACCUUACAGACACACAGUGCAAGAGAGUUGGGACCCAGUGCUGGGUGUUUGGGGCAAUAGCCUUUCUGGAGGCCUUGGCGUGUAUUAAGUUUGGACAGGACUUGUUUUCAAAAACACAGAUCCUCUAUGUGAUCCUCUGGCUUCUGUGUUUGGCCUUCAUUACAUUCCUGUGCCUGUAUGGAAUGGUGUGGUAUGCUGAGAAUUAUGGUCCAAGAGAAAAGAGCCUCUCAGAGUGUGAAGACAGUAAUUACACUGAAUCUGCUGACCAUGUGUCAGAAGGAUUUAAAGUGUUUGACCCACACGUUUCAGAAGAUACAGAUGUGGAAGACGACAGCCCUACAACAAGACGUAGAGCGAAGGGCUCCGGAAUGACCAAACCCAUCAACGGCCUGGACAGCCAGUAGGAGUUGGAGCCAGAGGCUGCUGUGCGACUCCUGAACUCACUCCCAGGAGCCAGGUGUGACGGAUCGCAGGAAACACUUCAUGGUGUAAUUAAAGUCUAGAAAGCCCCCACCAACAGUAGAGGGAGUGGAGACAGGAGAGGCUAAGUGGAUGAACAGGCCCAUGCAGUGUUAGUAGGAGUGCACAGAGGCUUGGACUACAGAGAUGUGCACUUACAUGUGUGCUGUAGUUGUAAAGAAAACCUCCUAAACCACUGAUCACAGGUUACUGUGUGUGUGAAAAGAGCGAGAGAAAGAGUGGUAGUGUGUGUGUGUGUGUGUGUGUGUGUGUGUGUGUGUGUGUGUGUGUGUGUGUGUGUGUGUGUGUGAGAGAGUGUGUGAGAGAAAGAGAUGGUGUUAGAAACUGCCGAUUCUAGAUGUGACUGCAUGAUCAUUGUAGCUGAUGAACUAUAAUUUACAAACAUUUAUUCUAUGAAACAGUAUAUCAUUGAUGGUUAAUGUGCAUCGGACUGGUUUACAACCAGCCUUAACUCCAGUAUGUUGGUUCAACACAUUUCAAUGUUAAAAGCCAUUAUGUAGAAUUUAUCACAUAAAUUGGAGCCUCUAUGUUUAUAGCACAGAAAAAAAAGCUUUUUAUUAGCAUCAGUCAUCUAUUGUCGUGAUAGAUGGUCACACUUGUUUGGUGUUUAUAACUUGAAUGUGGGCAGGAUUUCAAUGCAAGUUGGCUUGAGCUCGGUAGGCGAUGAGGAUUGUGUUUGACCUGGAACAAAGCAAAGCACACAGUUUAAGCACUUUUCAGAAUGUUUUCUUGCAAAUACUGUACAUUUUGUAACGCUUGAGUGAGUAUUUUGUGAAUCAUUGUGACUUUGAGUGAUUUUACUCUCCCUGUCCAUUUGUGGCUGCUAUCUUUUUUUUUUGUUGUUAUUUUUACUGUACUGAUAACAGAGGGCAAUUAUUCAAAUUCCUGCAUGUGUCGUCAGGCUCUACCUGUCUGUGUGCAGACGUGGCUUCGUUUUACUGUUGAGCCUCUCGUUAUUGCAUAUAUUGCAUUUGCAUGGCAGUGUCAAAUCACGUGUUUAGUAGGAAAAUGUUACAUGAGUAAUCCACAGAUAUUUGUAUUACACCACCAGGGUGCCAGUAUUGUUUGUUUUUUUGUCUUUCACUGUAAUUCUAACAUUUUAAUUCACCCCUUGUGCCUGUUUGCGUGUUCUUUUUUUUAUUCCCAACUGUUUUCAGUUUGUAUUACGACUAAAAUUUGGCUUUUUUGUGUUUGAUUCUUCUGCUCUCGAGUGCUUUCUUGAACAUUCAUUUUCAUUUUGCUCUGUCAGCAUCAUCUCAGUACAGAUAUAACCCCUCAUAAUCCUCGACAAUCCAGACGUUGACCUCUGUGGAAUGGACCAGCCUUCCAUGCUACAGUAGACAUUAUAAAUGGUACAUUGUCUCUGGAUUUAGAUGUCAUUUGCCAAAAACAAUUCAGUUGAAAAUGGCUGUUCUUUUUCACUGUGAAAUAAUGAGACAUAUUAAAAAAUGUUUUACAUUUCCUCUUAAACACUGUGUGAGUUAUUACUGGA
Molecule: messenger RNA, 3232 nt
Organism: Epinephelus fuscoguttatus (brown-marbled grouper)
Lineage: Eukaryota; Metazoa; Chordata; Actinopteri; Perciformes; Serranidae
Gene: ptdss1a
Product: phosphatidylserine synthase 1a
Exons: 13
Coding region: 237-1664 (475 amino acids)
Biological process (GO): phosphatidylserine biosynthetic process
Molecular function (GO): L-serine-phosphatidylethanolamine phosphatidyltransferase activity
Source: RefSeq, a predicted model, not a curated record